UGUCCAGUGACAGUGAAUAAGUUCAACCCUCAGGUUGUCAAACCUGGGAUUUCUCAAGACUUUACUGUCCAAGAAUACUGUUCAAAAACAUAUUUUUUAAGAGAAUUCUACAAUUUCUUUUCCUAUUUUUGACGAGACUAUUUUGAGCCUAAAUUGGAAAAACAUGGGGAACAGCUGUGAGACUCCGUAGCUCCGACCAGCCCCUCACCUGGCGUCCCCGUCUGUCCCUCCCUGCGAUGCCCGAAAAGGUCCACAGCCACAAAUCCGCCAUGAAAACUCCAGCGUCUUCAGACAAACCCAACGCUAACUCUGCCUCCAACCAGGACCGCCAUGUCACAGUCAGCAUCCCAUUGGUCAAUGAAGUCCAGCUCACGGCGGCGACGGGAGGGACGGAGCUUUCGUGCUACCGCUGUACCAUUCCAUUUGGCGUUGUGGUGCUAAUCGCCGGAAUCGUAGUCACCGCGGUUGCCUAUAGUUUCAACUCACAUGGAUCUACAAUCUCCUACUUUGGUCUGGUUUUGCUUUCCACCGGAUUGGUGCUGCUAGCAUCCAGCGCCAUCUGCUGGAAGGUCAGGAUGGAGCGGAAGAAGGAGAGGAGGCGGGAGAGUCAGACCGCACUAGUGACCAAUCAUAGAAGCAUUUUUUCAUGAACAAAUUUGGAGAGAAUUGACACGAAAAUGGUUGUUUGUGAAGACUUUGAGACAUGCUAGGGACUGGAAGCAAAGUUGUUGAACUGGUGAACCCUAAUGGAGACAGUAUGUUAAAGUGCACUGUGUAACUUUUCUGGUGUCUGAAACCUUUGUUUUUACUCUGCUUGUAAUGUUCCACAGUAUCAUCACCAGACCAAGUAUAUUGCAGC
Periophthalmus magnuspinnatus is the source of this 859-nucleotide messenger RNA. RefSeq names its product transmembrane protein 100a (gene tmem100a). The transcript is spliced from 2 exons. Gene Ontology annotation, biological process: cellular response to BMP stimulus. The record is from RefSeq and is a predicted model, not a curated record. Lineage: Eukaryota; Metazoa; Chordata; Actinopteri; Gobiiformes; Gobiidae. Bases 237 to 650 code for a protein of 137 amino acids.